GGUCUUGGAGUAAAUGAAUCCAUGUAUUUUUUUUUCAGCCCGUCCUAUUUAUACUAGCAUACAAAAACAACAAUGACUGACAAACAGCCUCAGUUAAUUGCAUAUCGGUUUGCUCACUCAUGAAAAACAGGCGAUCUUUUUCUUUCAACGCGAAUGUAUGUCCCUGUUCGUAACUCAAAAUGCAGUUGUAUUAGGAGAUGGGAACGAGGAGCAAUGAAAGGGUCCGUGAAUUGCAUGAAAGACAAUCCUUUAUCGGUGAUGAGUAGACAACACGUAUCCUUUCGUAGAAGAGGGCAAAACCUUACCAUCGUCCCUCAUCGGUCUGCAAAAUGGUUAGCCUACUUAUACGCUUUCCUAUAUUCAGUUGGUGAAAAGAAAACAAUGAAUAAAGACAGAUGGCUGUCUUGGCUUACUGCACAAUAAUAGUACCUGUCAAGAAGUAUUAUGAGAGGGUCUGAUUGGUGGGAAAUCUGAAUGGAAAAGGUUUAACUUUUUAACAUCAUGGUAUACACCUCACCACCACUCCCUCCCU
Messenger RNA from Mycotypha africana, 532 nucleotides. RefSeq lists its product as uncharacterized. NCBI's taxonomy places the organism in Eukaryota, Fungi, Mucoromycota, Mucoromycetes, Mucorales, Mycotyphaceae. The record is from RefSeq and is a predicted model, not a curated record. Bases 154 to 423 code for a protein of 89 amino acids. The transcript has a single exon.